AUGGGCAUUAAAGGCAUCUAUCGUGAGCUGGGACCUGGCAAAAGGGUUUCACUUUCCAGGUUGGCGGCAGAACACCUCGAAAGUUCCGGCCGGCCACUACGCAUUGCCGUUGACAUUGCUAUAUGGCAAUUUCAGGCACAGGCCGCAAAAGGCGGCACAAACCCUGCCAUAAGGACUCUGUUUUAUCGUCUGGCACGACUUCUCGGCCAAGCAAUACACCCUAUUUUCGUCUUUGAUGGCCCUCAUAAGCCCGCUUUCAAGCGCAACAAGCGCUCGGGCAGAGGAAAUGGGGGCGCCACAGCUAUGGCCAAAAGGCUCAUUCGUCUUUUUGGAUUCCCUAUUCAUGAUGCUCCUGGUGAGGCCGAAGCUGAGUGCGCCUUACUACAACAACAGGGCAUUGUCGAUGCGGUGCUGAGUGAGGAUGUCGACACCAUUAUGUUCGGUUGCACAAGAACACUUCGAAACUGGUCGGCAGAGGGGAGUCGUGGGUCCAAGACACCUACUCAUGUCAGCAUGUACGAUGUCACUAAUCUCUUGUCUUCCGAUACCGGUCUAGAUAGGGAAGGGAUGGUUUUAGUCGCCUUGAUGAGUGGUGGUGACUAUAUACCAGAAGGUAUUCCUGGCUGUGGGGUCAAGUUAGGCUGCGAGGCCGCUAAAGCUGGGUUCGGAAAAUCUCUAUGUCGGCUUAAGCUUGACGACGAUGUGGCAUUCAAGCAAUGGAAGACAUACUUAGAGCAUGAGCUUCGUACCAACGAGAGCGGCUUUUUCCGAGUAAAGCACAAGGCCUUGUCCGUCCCGGACGAGUUCCCUAAUCGACAGGUUUUGCGUCACUACACCCAUCCAGUCGUCUCAGAUUCUGCUACUGUCGAUAAAAUAAAUACAGCAAUCGGCCUUAGCCGUUCGAUUGAUGUGCAGGGUCUUCGAUACUUCGUUGAAGAGACGUUGGAUUGGACUAACAAAGUGGGUGCCGUGAAAUUAAUACGAGUUCUGUCCCAAGGUUUAUUGGUCCACAAGCUAUUGGAACGGCAUUUAUCUGGACAACCCUCUAAGGCAAUCGAGCAAAUGGAACAGGAAGAGAUGGCACUGAUCAAGCGAAUAUCCGGAAGAAGAAGCCACCAUAGCAUGGACGGUAUGCCAGAGCUACGGGUGGCGCACAUUCCGGCCCAAAUCGUCGGGCUAGACCUGUCACAAGAAUUAGACGAGGCUACGGCAGUCGAUCGGCAGGGAUUGGCUCUUAAUAGCGACGACGAAUUCGAUACAAAUAUCAACAGUACCUUUGAGAGCGACAGAGCUAAAUCGAAGCCUACUUUUGAUCCAAUGGUUGCCGAGUCCAUCUGGUUGCCAGAAUCUCUACUCAAACUAGGUAUACCUCUUACUGCCAGGGCUUGGGAUGAGAACCAACAGUCCAAAACUGUAUCUCGCGCCUCAAGUAAGGUUAGUAAGAAGAAAGCCAACGCGGCUUCUCCGACGGAACCCGGUUCGCUCGACAAGUGGGUGCAAAUCACAAAGAACGCUGGGACAAGAAGGUCAAAAAUUACAACGACUAUAACUACUUCUACCGGCACUAUGACAGCGGCAAGCCAAGUCAAACAGGCAGAAGUAUCGUUGCUUGACGAUACUGGCGAAGCAUCAUCGGUUGCGAAGCUUCGGCCGCGGAGCUCACCUGUAAUUGCUCCUGCUGUAUCUUUGCGAUCGAAUAACAAUGCAAGAAGUACAGUUACUCGAAGUAAGCAGUCCAGAUCCAACGGGAAAGCGAUUGCUGCAGAACCUACUGGGCAUAAGAACCCCUGGGCAUUCGCUAGCUCACAACACAGGCCUAGGAUCACCAAAUUUCAGCAGGCCUCAGAGCCGAUUACUCUGUCAUGUAGCCCCCUGCAUUCGUCGCCUGCGCCUCCUUGUACACCGUUGAUUGCAGCGCCGUCGCUGCAUAUCAUUGAUUUAUCUGGUGCCGAAAACACUUCAACUUUCAAGGCAGCCACGACGCUUGUUGUAUCCUCGGCAUCCUCAGCUCAACGAAUUGAUUAUAGUCGCGGGGCGGAGGCCACACGUCCGUCGUAUCCCCGUACAACCAGCAAGGGCACCCAACCGAUGAAGCAGACACGCAUAUGCUUUAACACCGAUUCUUCUCGGGCACAGCUGAGAAACCAUGAAACAAAUAUCAGAAAGACCUACGGGGUCGACUGCCAGCCGAAAGUAAUGACGCAUAUGGAAUGCAAAUCCACCAGCCUUCCCAGUCAAUCAUAUCUCAGACAAGAUUUGUCGAUACGAACGAUUAAGGACAACUCAAGGGUGUCCUACACUGCAGGGCAGUCGACAAGAGCAGUACCUCGCAUGAGUGCGGACGGGUUCUUCAAACUCGUGGAAGUCGUCGACGAAGAACACGAUGCUUGCAAGACAACCGAGAAGCCGAAACAUUCUGUCUCCAAGACAAGGAGGGAAAGUGGCGUCUCGGUCAUAGAUCUUACAGGAGACGACAAGUAA
This is a messenger RNA of Colletotrichum truncatum, 2481 nucleotides long. RefSeq names its product Flap structure-specific endonuclease. NCBI's taxonomy places the organism in Eukaryota, Fungi, Ascomycota, Sordariomycetes, Glomerellales, Glomerellaceae. Gene Ontology annotation, molecular function: crossover junction DNA endonuclease activity; 5'-flap endonuclease activity. The record is from RefSeq and is a predicted model, not a curated record.